UUGUGAUGGGCCACAAUCGGCUCCCGCCUCACCUAAAGAAGUUCAGACGAUUGGUGUACAUCAGUCCUGUCAUCACCAUCCUGUCUCUCAGUCUGCUGGUGUGGACCUACAGCUCCGACAUGACCUUCCAGUUCAUCACCCGGUACUACCAUGCCACCAGUGAUCCUCAGACCCCAGUGCAGUUCACACUGCCUCUACACCGUGGACCAGGACAAAUGGGUCCUGAGGAACAAAAGCUGUCUCUCAUGGCGGUCAGCGGGACGAAGACUGUGUUGGUGGCAGCUUAUCAGGAGCACCGCACAGGGCAAAAAGAGGUUCGUAUUAUUGCAGUGGUGCUGAGGAGCGAGACAGUUGCCUAUCGCUGCCUCCUCCGUUGCCAGGAGCAACUGCGCAUCUCUGAAGGUGUCAGCACCACCCACAGUGAUCACUUUGGCUUUGCAUACGGGACAGCAGACAUCAUGUGUCCUCUCCCCUUGGGCUGUGAGACUGCAUCUCAUGUCACUGUGAUCUCUGCUGCAUCUGACUCAAACGAUACACUUGACAAAGAGUUUUUGGAGGUGAAGAACCAGAAGGUGCAGAGUGACUCCUUUCCUUACAACUUUGUCGUCUGCCUCUCCACCAUGUUUGAUUUUACAAACGUGCUACAGCUGGUCCAGAGUUUGGAAAUGCUGCAGUUACUAGGGGUUAACAGAGUUGUCAUCUAUAAGACCAGCAACAGCCCUGAAACGCAGCGCAUACUGGACUACUACAUAUACAAAGGUUUUGUAGAGGUGAUUCCUUGGUCUCUGUCCAAAUUUGUGAAUGUAUCUCGAGGCUGGCUCCCCGAACACGGUCCAGGUGACCUCCACUACUUAGGCCAGAUUCCUGCUCUCAACGACUGUCUUUACAGAUACAUGUACCAAUCCAGAUACGUGGCCCUGCAAGAUAUGGAUGAGCUCAUACUGCCUCAAUCAGUCAACAGUUGGUCGGAGCUGGUGCCACUGCUGGAAAUGAAAUAUGGCGAGGACAAGUGUUACAUGUUUGAGAAUAACGUGUUCCCCAACACCGUUUCACUGCCUCCACCCACCUCUCAAACUCUGCCCCCGCCGAGUUGCUGUCCCGGCUGGGAGAAUGUGUCCGGGGUAAACAUCCUGGCUCACUUGUACCAAGAACCCAUCAUUACAGAGACACAUUACACCAACUUCAAGAUCAUUGUCAACCCCAGAGCUGUGUUCUCCACGAGCGUCCACGGACUGCUGAGCUCACUGAUAGACUGCUCCUGGGUUGACAGGAACAUAGCACGGAUGUACCACACCAGAGCUUCAAGACAAACUGAGCUGACAGCAGACGAGCUGAUUUAUGACGGCCAACUGCUGAGCUACAGCACCAAACUCAUACCAAACGUCAAUGCUGUGUUCAGAGAGAGUGGACUUCUACCAGAGGGGAGCAUACAGUAGCCUCUGUUUGUCUGUGUGUGUGUGUGUGUGUGUGUGU
Messenger RNA from Epinephelus moara (kelp grouper), 1473 nucleotides. RefSeq lists its product as uncharacterized. Bases 6 to 1436 code for a protein of 476 amino acids. The record is from RefSeq and is a predicted model, not a curated record. The transcript has 9 exons. Lineage: Eukaryota; Metazoa; Chordata; Actinopteri; Perciformes; Serranidae.